GUUUUGCUUUCUUGAGCCAAGCACUACCAACUAGGCUCAGUUUUCAAUCGAGUUGUGCGUUGUGAAUAUUCACAGAAUUUUAUUAUUGUUGGACCAAUAAUUUCUAUGUAUAAUAAAAUGAGUGUUUAUUUUAUAACAGUGUUUUUAUUCCAAUUUUAGUUAAUUUUGUUACACAAUUAUUAAAUAAACAUAAUUACGGUCCUCUACAAUUAUUUUCGAUAUUUUGUUUGUAAUGAUUCGAAAAGUGUAUUUGUUGAUUUUAAUCUUCACAGUUAUUCUGCGGAGUUAUUGUGAUGCUGAGAAUAGUUAUAAAUUGUUGUUGAUUGACAACAGUCCAGUGACUACAGGAGCUACAGUAACAUUAAAUGCUACUGUAGUCAAUCACAAUGGUGUAUGUAUUCCUGAUACAUAUACAUUUGCUUAUGAAGAUGAUGCGAUGCCUGUUCAUAGGUUUAAAACACAAAUCAAGUCAUGUGAAGCUAUUUUUUAUAUACCAUUUGAUGACAAAAAUGGUCCAUCAGUGUAUAGAUACAAAGUGGAUGUUUCUCGGGAAAUUAUGCCUUUUAUAAAUCUUCCAAUUGUUAAUGAUCGAAAAAAAUUAAUAAUAACAGAAAAUUUGAAUGGUCAACUUCAGCUAAUUCAAAAUAAUAAUACUGUUGGUAAAAACUCAGCUCAAUUUUCAUACAUUUCAACUGGUUAUGAAACUGUACAAAAAAUUGUACUUAAUCAAGCUGAUUAUGAUUACUUAAAUAGUACUGCUAAUAAUACCUUGGUUCAUUGGUUUAUUGAUUGUAUUUACCAAGGAAAUUCUACUGAUUUUUCUUUAAUUAGUAACUAUACAAAACCUGAUGUUGAGCAUGAAAUUCUUGGUAUUGUAGUUGCAUCUAUGAAAUCUAAUAAUACUAAUACAACCACCACUACACCUAUUGUAACAAUAUCAAAUACUAAUUUUUCUUUAAAUUCUACAUUGUCAAACAAGUCUAAUAUCAAAUUAUCUCAUCUUCCAAUCAAUUCAACAAAUAAUGCUAUUUGCAAAAAAAUAAAUAAACUCAGUUUAUUAAUGUCAGCUGUUCAAAUCAAUGCAAAUCAAAAGUAUGGUUAUUUUAGUCGUUCAAUUCUCGUGAAAGAACCAAUAUCGAAUAUAAAAUCUGAAGGUAAAGUAUGGAUUAAAGAAGGUGACUUAUUGAAAUUGCAGGUCAGUUGUAAUGGAAGUGGCCCUUUUAAAUACUGUGCACAUUAUGGGGAGGGCCCAUACAAUGUAACUGGGAAUGAAACCUGCUUAUGGGAAAGAGAUUUAUUGUCUUGUCAAAUGCAUUUUCAACAUUUAUUCCGUGAACCAACCAACUAUACCUUAGUUAUAAUUUUAGUUAAUGAUGUAUCAAAGGUAGUUACACCCAUUGGGAUAAACAUUUAUAAAGUAAAAAAACAACCUCAAAUAUCUGUGAUUGUUGUACCAGUAACAUUUAGUUCUAUAGCUAUUAUUAUUAUUGUGUUUGGAAUAGCAUAUUAUUUUCAAAACAGAUCAAGAUAUAUGGUAGAAGUAGCAGAUUUUGAUUUUGCCAAUAACUCUGAUAUGGAGUGUAAGACUUUCAUGGAAAGAUUACGAGAUGCUAUAAGUCAAGCUAUUAAUAGGACACAAGAUUAUUCUGAGUAUGAUGGCAGUGAGGAACAAAUAGGUGGUUUAGCUACCCCACAAAAUCAAAAGUAUGGCAGCAUGCAAUGACCAAAAGUUACAGUCGACCCAAAUAAAUGUAAGAUUUGAUCAUAACAAUGGGUUGAUGAAUUAGUGAAUAAUAAAAAAAAUAAUAGAAAUUUUGGAGUUCCUUUGUAAAUUAUAAAUAAUUACAAUAUUUAUUUGCAUUCCAGACCUACAAUUAAAUUACUUUAGAUGUGAUCCUAUCUUAGUUUUAUGAAUUAGCAAUAUAUUAUAUUUAUAUUUUGUACUAAUUUAAAAUUCAUCACAUUUUAUUUGAAUUAUAAUAAAGUUUUAAUCGUUUUUAUUUUUGACAUUUUAAAUUUGGAUUGAAAUUUUAAUGUUAGUGGUGAAUAUUUACUAAAUAUUAUAGAAUUAUACAUUUUUUUUCCUUAUAUUUAUUGUAUUAUUUACCUAUUAGUCUAAUAUUUUAUUUUAAAAAUAUUAUUAUAAAAAAUGAUAGAUAUAUUCAUGUAAGAUUUACGUUUAAAUAUUUUUACACUCUAAUUAUUCUUUAUUUUAUUUUUGUUGUCUAUAAAAAUUUUUUUAUUGUUGAUUUAUAGUCAUCAAAUAUAAUUAUGAAAUGCAUAUCAUUGAUAUUGCAAGUGUAUCAUUGAUUAGUUUUAAUUUUUUAGGUAUAUUCCUUGUAAUAAAUUCAUUGGUUUUUUUAUCUAAUAUUUGCAUGUGAUAAAUUUAAAUAUUAAAUAAUGAAUGUAAAAUCUAAUCAUUUAAUUAAAUAAUUUUAUUAAUAGUAUAAAAUUAGUAUACAUUAAGUAAUUACCAUUAAGAUGUAUAUAGUUUAUAAUAAGUUUUUAAAUAUUAUUUCAUAAUAAAUAAUAAUUUAAUUCUAUUUAAAAUACUCAAUUAAGUUUAAAAAUAUUCACCACAUAGUUGAGAUGUUUUUUUUAGAUAUAAAUUUAAUUUUACUGAAAAACAAAAUCUGUCAUAUAAUUUCUUAUAGUUUCAGAGUUAAACAUUUUUCUACUUAAUAUUAAAAUUUGUUUUUUGAAUCACUUGAAAAUUAUUUAAAUUUUACUUAAUUACUUAAUUUAUUUUCCUAAAACAUUAACAAAAUUAGACCAUAAAUUAAAAGAAAUACAUUUCUUCUAUCCUUAAAUUAAUAAUGAUUGUUAAGUUUUACUUCCAUAAACAAGUUUUAUAUUUUAUUUAGAUUAAUUAUUUAUUUAAAUUUAAUUUUUUUAUUGUUGUACAUUUAAAUUUGUAAAUUUUGUUAUCAUUUAAAUGUUUUAAUAAUAUAGUAUUAUGUAAUAUUAUAGUUAUAUUUUUAAAAAUUGUAUGUGUAUUUUUACUGUACAGUAACUAUUUUAUAUACUACCAUAUGUAUAAUUUCUUUCUCAAAUUGCAAAUGAAUACUCAUACAAUAAUUAUGUGCCAAUUUCUUUUUGUAAAAAAAAAUAUACUAGCUCAUAACUAUUUUUAUUUGCCUAUGAUUUCUUUUAUAUUUUUAUAAUUAAAAUUAAAAUUUUAACUACCCAAUUUUAAUCAGAAAAUAAAAUUUAAAAAGAUACUUUUUCAAAAAUUAUAUUCAUUAAAUACAACUAUUUUGAUAAUUUCAGUUUUUUUUUUAUAUGAAUGUUUAGCUGAUUUUUAACACAUUCAAAAAUAGUAUUUUUAUUAAAUAAAAGUUUCUGGAAUAAUAUUUUUAAUAUACUUCAAAAAAUCGAAAACACUGUUCCAAAUUCUUUCUUAAUAUGUUUUGAAAAAUGCUUAGUGUAUUGCAAUGUAAAAACAAUAUUUUCAAUGAUUAAAACUGAUAGUAGUUUUAAAACAAAUGUAAAUUUAAAAAAUAAAAUUCAACUCCUAGUAAUCAUAUUUUGUAUAAUUGAAACACAAGUCUCAAUAUAAUUGAUCAAAAUAAAACCCAGAUAAUAUAAUAGCAUGAUUAAGAUUUUUUGUUAUUACAAUAUAAAAAAACACAUUAUAUAUUUGGUUGAAUUCUAAUAAAAUAUUCAAGGUAAUAAUUUGAAUUAUAAUAUAAUACUAUUUGUUUAUAAUACAUAAGAAAGGUGCUUUUCAAUGCAAUGAAAACAAUUAUACAGUAAAAAAUAUAAAUUAAUGGAUUGUUAGAUUAAUAAUAUGCAGUUAAUAAUCUAAUAUUUAUAAUUGUAAAUAUUAAUAUUGUAAAAAUUUAUUGCAAUUUAAUAGAAUUAAAUUUUAUAAUUUUACGAAUAAAUAUAUAAAUUAAA
Messenger RNA from Daktulosphaira vitifoliae (grape phylloxera), 3900 nucleotides. RefSeq lists its product as uncharacterized. The transcript is spliced from 8 exons. The record is from RefSeq and is a predicted model, not a curated record. NCBI's taxonomy places the organism in Eukaryota, Metazoa, Arthropoda, Insecta, Hemiptera, Phylloxeridae. Bases 233 to 1723 code for a protein of 496 amino acids.